Cooperia oncophora is the source of this 480-nucleotide messenger RNA. NCBI's taxonomy places the organism in Eukaryota, Metazoa, Nematoda, Chromadorea, Rhabditida, Trichostrongylidae. The record is from the annotation of a GenBank genome assembly.
CAAAAGGACGUUUCACGUGCUGUUAAACCGCAAACACCCGUUGCAACACCAUCUCCAGCUCCCCAGGCACCUGCACCUGUUACUCAGCAUCAACAUGCUGCCUUGGCUGCUCAGGCCACUUUGCAAAUGCAACUGCAACAGAUGCAAAUGCUUCAGAUGGCAUCCAGAGACCCAGUGGCAUACUACCAGCAAAUGUCACAAACUUUCGGCCAGCCGAUGGCGACGGCUCUCUUGGCGCAGCUGCAAGCUAUACAACAAUUGCCAACCUCUCAGGCUCAGCAAUACCUUUUGGAACUGCAAAGGCAGCAGCAGAUCAAGGCACAGCAAGAAGCGUCGUCAACGGCCGCGUCGUCACCGCAGCCGUCUCAACAAGAUCGAGAACGCUUGCUGAAGGAGUCUCAACUGCGAGCGUUACACAUCUCCGGCAGUCCCUCAGACACCGAUAUCGACCGCACCGUCGCAAGUGAAUCUUCCGAUUAA